UGUCGGCAUGUGGAGGGUUGUGAGGGGGGGGAGAGGGGUGAGGGGGGUCCGGAGUAAUGGGGGGAAACGGGGCAGGGGUCUGAGAACGGGAACGGAGAGAUGGACGGAUGGAUUCAGGGAGCUGGGCCCGGCGCUGUCCCGCCUGGCACAGACACUUCGUGGCCACCUGCCGGACUCGGGGGGGCCGUGGAGCCCCACGCAGCCCUACCACAACAGCCCCCCGCCCCCCGAGCAGGCCGACGUGGUGGUGGCGGGGGGCGGCGUGCUGGGCUGGUCAGUGGCCUAUUGGCUGAAGAAGCUGGAGAACAGGCGGCACGGCAUGAGGGUGGUGGUGGUGGAGCGGGACCCCACGUAUUCCCAGGCUUCCACCGUGCUGUCUGUGGGCGGCAUCCGGCAGCAGUUCUCCCUGCGUGAAAACAUUCGCCUGUCUCUGCACUCCGCUGCCUUCCUGCGCACUAUCAAUGAACAUCUGUGGGUGCCCAACGAGCCCCCCAUCGACCUUCAGUUCCAGCCCUCGGGGUAUCUCUUCUUGGCGUCUGAGCGUGGUGCUGCCACCCUGGAGGCUGGGGUCAAGGUGCAGAGGGAGGAGGGUGCCCAGGUGGUGCUGCUGUCCCCUGAUCAGCUGAAGGCCAAGUUCCCAUGGAUAAACACAGAGGAUGUGGCCGUGGCGUCCUAUGGGCUGGAGAACGAGGGCUGGUUUGACCCUUGGUCCCUCCUCACCGCCUUCCGAAGGAAAGCCAUGUCCCUGGGCGUCUACAGCUGCGUCGGGGAGGUGACAUCUUUUGUGACGGACACAGCAGACAACACUCCUGGCAUGCCGCGAGGGGUCGGCCGUGUGAAAUACGUCAAUGUGCGCCUCCCCGACAGCCCGGAGCAGCAACCCGUCUCCUGUGCCAUCGUGGUGGCCGCUGCCGGAGCCUGGAUCGGGAAAUUGCUGGACUCAGCCACGGCCGGACUGCGGGGCAGCCUCCCCCUGAGCCCCAUCCCCAUAGAGCCCCGCAAGAGGUACGUCUAUGUGUGGCACUGCCCCAACGGGCCGGGCCUGGAGACACCAUUCCUCAUUGACACGUCGGGAGCCUAUUUUCGACGUGAAGGCAUCGCUGGCAACUACCUGGGGAGCAUGAGCCCACCGGAGGGCCGUGAGCCGGACACAGGGAACCUGGAUGUGGAUCACAGUUUCUUCGAUGAGGAGGUGUGGCCGCGCCUGGCGCACCGCGUGCCGGCCUUCCAGUCCCUGAAGGUGAAGAGCUCGUGGGCCGGAUACUACGACUACAACAGCUUUGACCAGAACGGGGUGCUGGGGCCGCACCCGCAGCUGCAGAACGUCUUUGUGCUGGGGGGGUUCAGCGGGCACGGCCUGCAGCAAUCCCCCGCUGCGGGCAGAGCCGCGGCCGAGCUGCUGCUGUACGGAACCUGCACGGCCGUGGAUGUCAGCAGGAUGGCGCCGGGCCGGCUGUGGGGCAACGAGCCGCUGCUGGAGGCGGCCAUUGUGUGAAUAGCGGCACCGGGAAUAAACGGCCGGUGUGGGCUGUGUGUGUGUGA
Molecule: messenger RNA, 1542 nt
Organism: Coturnix japonica (Japanese quail)
Lineage: Eukaryota; Metazoa; Chordata; Aves; Galliformes; Phasianidae
Gene: FOXRED1
Product: FAD dependent oxidoreductase domain containing 1
Biological process (GO): mitochondrial respiratory chain complex I assembly
Cellular component (GO): cytoplasm
Source: RefSeq, a predicted model, not a curated record